Agrilus planipennis (emerald ash borer) is the source of this 2184-nucleotide messenger RNA. RefSeq names its product PR domain zinc finger protein 13 (gene Prdm13). NCBI's taxonomy places the organism in Eukaryota, Metazoa, Arthropoda, Insecta, Coleoptera, Buprestidae. The transcript is spliced from 4 exons. Bases 674 to 1864 code for a protein of 396 amino acids. The record is from RefSeq and is a predicted model, not a curated record. Gene Ontology annotation, cellular component: nucleus.
UUUUAGAUUCCACAAAAGUCCAAAUUUAUCGUACCUUUCAGGCUAGAACCAACUGUACACAUUCACAAAAUUUCAUUGAAAUCGAUUGAGUGGUUUCGAAGAUUAGCAUGUACGAACACAUUGACAUGUGAUUUAUUUAUUUAUACAUUAAGAUAUGAUAUAAGUUAGGUACUUAUAUGGGGGCUCAAGAAUCUGCUUAUCGUGAUUUGAUUGAGCAGUAAUCUACGUAAAAUGGUAAUUACUAGUGUCAGAAACAUAUUAGAUUAAUACUGUUGCGUGCUACAAUUAACAGUAAGUUUUGACGACGACUGCUCAUUCGAUGAAACAGGUUGAGUUUCGGUAUUGUUGAGAUGUCCUUUGUUUACAAUUGGCAUUUUCAGUGUGCUCCGUAUCAUUGUGAAAAGCUGCAGAGUGGUAGUUUUCGUGAAAAUGCAUGGAGUAUCUCAAAAAGGGAACUCAUAAUGACUAGCUUCGUUGUUUAGUAUUGCAGAACAGUUUUGUUUACCGAAAACUUCAGCACGAAAUCAAAAAGAAGUAACCAUCAGUAAUUAUCUCCACAUGCUUAUCGAGUUUUAUUUUCUCAUAUCAUCGUCUUAAUAAAAAUAAUACAUUUCAAUUACUUGCAAAAAAAAUGUUUUCGGAUUCAUAUAAAUACCAAUGGUGAUCAUUAAAUAUGUUUCUGGAAUUUAUAUCUGUAGAAAUAAAUCCGUAUGGAACAAUUGUCCUUGAAGAGCAAUCCGAAAAAGCUUGGAACAACGACAUCCACUGGGUUAGACUAUUAAGACUUUCAAACGAUUGUCAUAGUUAUAAUAUCCAAUUAAAAUUGCAAUCUCAGCGAUCGUUAAUCAAGGAACAAAUUCCCCCAAAAUUAAUUCUGCAAACUGUUCGAAAUAUCGAACCUGGGCAGGAACUACUACUAUGGUUCUCAGAAGAAAUUUUGGCAUUGAUACAAAUGUCGUUUCUAACACCAAACAAUAUCCAAGGCCAAAAGAAGUACGUAUGCAUGUACUGUUCAGUUCUUUACGAAUCUCCCAAUCCUUUGAAAAUUCACAUAACAUUGGGAUGCGGGCGACAGUCUAUCUCGACACUAUGGGAAAAACUAUCAAACGCUCUUACCAUUAACCAACCAUCAGAAGAACAAGACUGGAAAUCGACCCAAAUGUUCUGCUUCAAAUUGGCGCCUUCGAAAUUUCGAAAACAAAAUAGUGCUUUAGACUUAACAACAUCCACAUUUGCCCAAGAAGAAAGACCCAAUUCUCAACCAUCCAAAUUUGAAAACAAUACCGUAAUUGAAAAUUGUAGAUCUUUGUACAGGCCCUUCUCAGAACCAUCGGCAAAUGGUAUUUCAGCUUUCAAACCAUUUCAAAAACUAGAACCAGGCAAUUUAUUAGCUUCCUCUUAUAUUCCGGAUUUUUCAUCAACAUUUGAGAGAUUUUCGCGUUAUGGAGAGACCACGGGGCAACACUGUCACGAUGAAGCCCAUAUAGAAACUAUCGUAAGCAGUCUGGGGAAAUCCAAAGAUGGACAUGUAUGCAUUUAUUGCGGAAAAUGCUAUUCAAGGAAAUAUGGACUGAAAAUCCAUAUACGAACGCAUACUGGAUAUAAACCAUUAAAAUGUAAAUAUUGCUUAAGGCCAUUUGGUGACCCCAGUAACUUGAAUAAACACGUCAGAUUACACUCAGAAGGGGAAACACCUUACAGAUGUGAACUUUGCGGAAAAGUUUUAGUUCGAAGACGUGACCUUGAAAGACAUUUAAAAUCGCGGCAUUUGCGAGAAAUCCACCCCGAUUCUAGCACAACAAUUGAAGCACAAACAGCUAUUAGCAGCGAUGACGAUUUGAAACACACAACUACAAGUAGCUGACCCUAUCAUUAAUUUAUUUUUCUGUGAUUUUGCAUCGUCUGUAACAUAUAGUUUAUACCAAAAGGUACUUAUUUAUAUUUAUAAUUUAAGGAUACAACUACCGGUAUGUACCCAUUGGGUAAGGCGGUAAGAUAUGAUCGAAAAUGAAUGAAAUAUGUAAUAUUUCUGUAACUGUCUUGUAAUGUAAAUAUUUGAAAUCAAAUUGUACAAUUAGAGUGAAGUUCUGGAAACUAAUAAUUACAAUCCAAUGUACUGUGUAAUAUAUUGUAAAUAUACUUAAUAGUUUUGCAUUUAAAUUUAGUAUUUUAAUCUAUACCAUU